Artibeus jamaicensis (Jamaican fruit-eating bat) is the source of this 2630-nucleotide messenger RNA. RefSeq names its product ubiquitin conjugating enzyme E2 Q family like 1 (gene UBE2QL1). The record is from RefSeq and is a predicted model, not a curated record. Lineage: Eukaryota; Metazoa; Chordata; Mammalia; Chiroptera; Phyllostomidae. The coding region runs from base 526 to 1434 and encodes 302 amino acids. The transcript is spliced from 2 exons.
UCUGCAAUGUCAGCAGCCGCAGCGGCGGCAGCGACGCGAGCGGCAGCGGCCGGGGCCCCGCGGUAGCGGCCAACGCCGCACGGCCCGGCGGGCGCGCACCGCGCCAGGCAGCGGCCACCUUGCUGCCCUAGGGGCUCCGUGGGCGACUCUGCGCGCACCCGCGCAGCGUUCGGACGUCAGGCCAGCCCGGCUGCGGCCACGCACAAAGGACCGCAGACAUCGGGCUCCGGGGACUGCGCCCAGGAAACAGCCCGGGGACAGCCAGCCACGCAGCCAACCCUCCUCGCCUCCGCUCCCCGGGCGGCCGGAGCCCGAGCCAAAGCGGGGCCCGUCAUAUGACAGCAGCGAUACCGCGGCUGCGGAGCGCACUUGCUGCCCGCUCCUCUGCGCCACGACCGCUGGCACCCGGGGUGACCCGCGCCACGUCCCGCUGAGUAGUCGGCCGGUCCCCGCCGCCCCGUGCCUCGGCUGUCGAGCUCCCGGGGCAGGAGCCGAGGGAACCCCCAAGCCGGCGCCGAGCCUAAAAUGGCCACGCUGCUCCGCAAAAUCGGGCUCAUCCGCCUGCACAACCGGGACACCGAAGACCCCAAGCACCACCACAACCAUCGCGGCGGCGGCGGCCAACAGAGCGCGUCGCUGCGCGGCAAGAGCGGCACCAAGAGCAGCGGCCACAAGCAGCAGCAGCACCCCCCCGGGGGCGCGGGCGACUCCAGCCCCGGCCCGGGCAAAGGCAAGGGCAAGCGCGCGCCGGAGCUGGCCCCGCGCGACAAGCCGCCGCAGCCCGCAGCGGGGGCGGCCGGCGCGGCAGGCACCGGGGGCCCCCGGGAUCAGGCGGCGGGCGCCAGGGCGGGGCCCGGCCCUGCUGGGGCGGCGGCGGCGGCGGCGGGCGGCAGCCUGGUGCCCGCCGCGCGCCAGCAGCACUGCACGCAGGUGCGUAGCCGGCGGCUCAUGAAGGAGCUGCAGGACAUCGCGCGCCUCAGCGACCGCUUCAUCUCCGUGGAGCUGGUGGACGAGAGCCUCUUCGACUGGAACGUGAAGCUGCACCAGGUGGACAAGGACUCGGUGCUGUGGCAGGACAUGAAGGAGACCAACACCGAGUUCAUCCUGCUCAACCUCACCUUCCCCGACAACUUUCCCUUCUCGCCGCCCUUCAUGCGGGUGCUCAGCCCGCGCCUGGAGAACGGCUACGUGCUGGACGGCGGUGCCAUCUGCAUGGAGCUGCUCACGCCCCGCGGCUGGUCCAGCGCCUACACGGUGGAGGCCGUGAUGCGCCAGUUUGCUGCCAGCCUGGUUAAGGGCCAGGGGCGGAUCUGUAGAAAAGCUGGCAAAUCAAAAAAGUCCUUCAGUCGCAAGGAAGCGGAAGCCACCUUUAAGAGUUUGGUGAAGACGCAUGAGAAGUACGGCUGGGUCACCCCUCCCGUUUCUGAUGGCUGAUGUUUGCACCUCUCCACGCACACAGACACCCGGCAUCUCCUCCUCGACGCUGAACAUCCUCCAUCCUUUUUUACUCCAGCCGGAACUGAAUCCUGAAUGCCAAGGAGACAUUUAAGUUAUUUAUGAACAGAUGUGUUUACAGAGAGAAAGAGGGAGCAAAUGCUGUUCGGGAUUAAGUUUCGAUCAUAAAUGAAUGAUCAUCUCUAAGUCACUAUAGAACAAAUGUUGAGAUGGCGACAUCUCCUGGCCCGCCUGCCCCUCCACCCUGACCACAUUGCCCUUAGCUUCUCCCCAUGACAGCAGCUCCAAAGGGCAGGCAGGCACCUCGACGCCACCUGCUCGGCCCAUUUCCUGUCCGUGGCGCCGUUCGUAUUCCAUAGGAGUGCCCUGCGUCGCCGGUACGUGUUUGCUGUGCUCUCUCUCUCUCUGUUUCUCUCCCUGGCAGGGCAACAUCACUUGAAGACAUGUCUUUCUGUGGCCCCAUGUGACAACAUGUAGACCUCAUCUGUGCUAUGACCUUUGGCUCAUGAAAACAAAAUUUUAAUAUUGCCAGGUUCUAGUGAUUUAAAACAACUGCCCUCUUGGUUCAGAUGUGCUCUCUAUGUUGAUGGGGUGGUGCCCACAGAGAAACCAGAGCCCGCAGGCGAAAGGCAGGGCUGCUGUGGCCACAGUGGGGUGCACAGCCCUACGGGCACCAGGUACGCGCUCCCUGGGGCUCAGAGCGAAGGGUGGUGGCAUGCGGACCGUCUUUGCCGAUAUCCUGAGAGGCUCCUCUGACAGCGAGCUUCUGCUCCUGUCUUCUCUCUGCUGGUCACCCCACCACCAAAAACAAAAGACAGUUUUCCACUCAAUGACUCAUUUUAUCAUGUGUGCUAGUGACAGGGAAUGCCAGAACUGCCAAAGGGUACCAAGUGAUCGUUUGACGAUUUGCAUGACCGGGUUUAAUUCUUCACCCUGUAGUCACUUGUGUGUCCCCCGAGGCUGGGAUGCGUAAGCACCCCACUGUGAUAUAAACUUCCCGUUAUUUAAUCUCCCCACAGUUUCAUUUCUCUCCUCUGUUAAGUUACUUAGACCUUUCUAAGAAACUCCAUGAAAUGAAGAAGUACUGUUUAUAAUAAUAUGCGGGAAGAGAAAAGUGUUCACCCCAGGUGGAAAAUCUUACUGGACACAUUUUAAAUAAAAUCAUGCAUACCUGA